AUGGCCUCCGACGCUGCUGUGAGCGGCUUUGCCGAUCACGCCCUGCUCGUCGAGGCGAUACGAGCAUUGACCGUUGCGCAGGCAAAGGCGCUCAUCAAGGACCUCAACAACGAACCUGACAUUGCAUGCGGUCAUCUCGCCCUCUCUGGUAACAAGCCUGAGAUCAUCAACCGCAUCACCACCUCGCUCACAGAACGCAAGAACCAGGGCGAUAUCCGGGGCUAUCAAAAGUUCCGCACCCUCAUCCUCAGGUACAAGGGGCCCCCUAUAGCGAACCCUUACUAUGGCAGAAAUGGCGUCACCACCCCCACUGCUACCACAAGUGCAGGCACGUAUGGUGGCCUCGGCGCCGCUGCAGCAGCGUCCUCCUCUUCACUCCCCGCCCGGCCCAUCGGUUCCGCAGGCGCGACCCGCAUCAACUUCCGCCCUUCGCCAUUCUACGAGAUCAAGCAGUUUGCCUCUUCCAUCGUUCAGUGCCAGGAGGCACCCACGCAGGCCGACCGCAAGAAUGCCGUGCUCUUCGUCAACCUCACCCCGGAGCAGUGCGAACAACUCAAGACGCCCAAGUACCAGCUUCGACUGUUCUGCACCACCGUCGAGGCACACGCUGCCUCGCUCUCGGGGCGGAACCCUGCCAUGGUCGAGUUCCCGCUUACCUGCGAGGCGCGCGUCAACAACCAUACCCUCUCCAUCAACCUUCGUGGGAGCAAGAAGAAUGCGGGUCGAGUGCCACCUCCCAAUCUCAACAAGGACAACAUGCUCGUAUUAAGAGGCGACGGGCGACCCAACCGCAUCGAGCUGACCUACACCAACGCCCCCAAACGCCACGUCCUCGUCGCUGCCAUCUGCGAGAUCACUACCGUGGAAACCCUCGUCGAGCGUCUCCGAUCCAAGCAGCUGCGAAGCAAGGAAGAGGUGCUUAUGCGCAUGCGCAAGGAGGCCGAAGACGACGAUAUCGAAGCUGGCGCGGCCACAAUGAGCUUGAAGUGCCCCUUCAGCUACAUGCGUAUCACCACUCCGUGCCGGUCCAUCUAUUGCUCGCAUGUGCAGUGCUUUGAUGCAUACAGCUUCUUCUCGAUUAACGAACAGACUCCUUCGUGGGCGUGUCCUACCUGCCACAAGACUAUCAAGCCAGAGGAUCUACUGAUGGACGGUUACGUCGACGAUAUCCUCAAGAAGGUUCCGCAGGAUGAGGAAUCGGUGAUCAUCGAGCCGGAUGGUCAGUGGCACACUGCGGAUGGCAAGAUCACCUCGAGCGGGACAGCGCGGCCCGUGUCGGUUUCCGCGGGAACGCCGGUAGAGGAUCGAUUAGCUUCUCGCGACUCGGAGGAUGUGAAGCCUGGCCUCAGCGCUCUUGCUGCGAAGCCCAACGGUGCUAAGAGAGCCUCGCCCGACGAGAUCGUUUUGCUGGACAGUCCGUCUCCUCCGCCAACGACAGCGGCAGCACCGACAUCAGCACUCAGAGAAUCGAGCGCCGUACCACCUGCCAGCAACGGCAUGGCCCCCGCAGUAGCCUCACACGCCAUAGCACGGCCAGCAGACGCUGUACCGCGACACGAGCGUAUCGACUUGCUUAACGCUAGCAGCGCGUCGACGAGUGCGCGCAACUCUCCUGCGACUGGAGGUGGUGCGGGUGAUGUGAUCGAUUUGACGCUGGACAGCGACGAUGAUAGCGAGCCGUCGGUGCCGACGCGUGCUGCACCGAGCAAUGGUGCCCACCUUCAUGCGCCCUCCAAGAGCAUAGCCAGCGGCCAUCACAGUCAUGCCAUCCCGAAUCAUGUCAGUAGCAGCAGCAGCACCACCACCAACCUAGCCGGCAGAGGCGGUGCAUUCAUAAACUAUUCCUCCCCUGCCUCGGCGACGCCCCAUCGCAAUGGGCCUUUUGCUGCAGCCAUGUCGCGCGUAGAUGCGACCCCGGAAGACGAGCAGAUUCGACGUCCUGGGAAAAGACCACGCACCGAAGGCAUCCCAACGCCGAGCGACCCUCGUCUUGUCAAUGUCCGACGACCUGGAUCGAGUGGAGGCGAGGAGGCAAGCAGGACGGCGUUGCCAGCAUCGUAUCUAGACGUUGUUGGCGCGAAUGGCAGCAGGGGCAACGGAAGCGGUUAUGCAGGAGCAGCAAGUGGUAGCGAAGUAGGAGGCGGAGGAGUAGCAGCAGCGAGCUCCACGGCGAGAGGCACGUAUCGUGAUAUAGCAGCGGGGCGGGGCGCGGGCGAGGACGACGAAGGGGACGAUUCGUGGAUGGACAAUACCAACGCCAGCGAUCAAGACCACUACCUGAACGAGGACGAAUGGUGGCCAUAA
Messenger RNA from Sporisorium graminicola, 2304 nucleotides. RefSeq lists its product as uncharacterized. The transcript is spliced from 3 exons. Bases 1 to 2304 code for a protein of 767 amino acids. Gene Ontology annotation, molecular function: zinc ion binding; SUMO ligase activity. Lineage: Eukaryota; Fungi; Basidiomycota; Ustilaginomycetes; Ustilaginales; Ustilaginaceae. The record is from RefSeq and is a predicted model, not a curated record. Gene Ontology annotation, biological process: protein sumoylation.